Messenger RNA from Monodelphis domestica (gray short-tailed opossum), 859 nucleotides. Lineage: Eukaryota; Metazoa; Chordata; Mammalia; Didelphimorphia; Didelphidae. The record is from RefSeq and is a predicted model, not a curated record.
GUGUUCUUUAGUUUGGACUGACCCAGGAUAGUUCUCAGUCCAGAGUAUAGACCCUGUGUGAAGGUGAUGCUACUCAACAGGAAGAAGACUAAUCAUUUUGUUACACACAAAAAAAUUAUGAGAUUUAUUCUCCUACAAAAAAAGUGAAACAACAUUGGAUCAAAGAGGAAAACAAUAGAAAGUAGUCAGCAAGAUUAUUUUUAAACUGUUCAGAAUGCAGUUAAGAAGAGCCAAAGGAAAUAUUUCCCAAAGCACAAACCAAGGAAAAACCAAUGAGAAUCUGUUUAAAACAACACAGCAGUGGAAGAGAUGGGGAAUGACUUCCCGAUAUGACACAGGUUUUAGUAGAUUUAGAAAUAGCCUAGACGAGAAGCCCUAUAAAUGUACUCUGUGUGAUAAAGGUUUCAGUCAGAGUUCAACUUUUUUCCAGCAUGCAAAAAAACACACUGAAGAGAAAUCCCAUAUCUGUACUGAUUGUGGGAAAAGCUUCUUUCAUAGCUCAAACCUCAUUCAGCACCUAUUAGUUCAUACUGGAGAAAAGCUCUAUAAAUGUACUGAGUGUGGAGAAAGAUUUAAACAGAGCUCAAAUCUCAUUCAACGCCAGAGAAUUCACACUGGAGAGAAGUCCUAUCAGUGUGAUGAAUGUGGCCAGUGUUUCAGUCAGUUUCCUCUCAUCCAACAUCAGAGAACCCACACAGGAGAGAAGCCCUAUCAUUGCAUUGAAUGUAGCAGGUGUUUUAGCCAGAGUUCUCACCUUAGUCAACAGAAAUGGCAAAAAGAAGAGAAACUUCAUAAAAGCCAUGGCAAAUAUACCAGGAAAACUCUUGAUAUUGUGUUAAAAUUAAUGCUAAAUAUAUGA